AUGUCUGCAGAGCCUACAUCCACCGUCGACCAGUACCUGCCCGUGCUGGAGGACGUGCUCUGCGAACGCUUCAAAGUCCUAGGCGACCGAUUCCUCAAGAUUCGGGUCGAGAUCAUCAGCCACGUAGAGGACAUCAUCAAGGACUCGGUCGAGGAGGCAUGGGACGUCAACGUCUUUGCUUGGAAGGUGCUCAGAGGGUGGACGGAACAUGGUCUCACCAACUUGAAGCUCCCUCCACAACCAGAAGGCCGGCGGCAGUAUACCUUGCCCGUGGCCAACAUCCAGAGCCUCUGCUUCCUGCCCGCAAAAAGCAACCUCGACCCCUGGGACCACGCGUGUCUCUGCGCCGCCGAGCUGUGCAACGAGAUCCGCACAGCCACGGGCCAGCCAGAAGUCUGUUUCCAGGCACUGCUCCGGCAUAACGGCAUCGCUCCUCCGACGGGUAUACGCCAGUACUCCGACGCCGACGUGCCCCUGCUGGACAAUGACGUCACCUCCUGGGCAUACUAUAUCAGGCGCUUAGAGGCCGAGCUUUCGAGGUUCCGCGAGUCUAACCUUGAGAUCAAAAGGCGGAAUAUGGAAUUGGCCUACCGUUUGUCUGAGGUGCAGAGUGAGUUGGCCGGGUACAAAGCACCAUUGGCCGGGUUCAAAGCACCAUUGAGGUACUAG
This is a messenger RNA of Metarhizium album ARSEF 1941, 669 nucleotides long. RefSeq lists its product as uncharacterized. The transcript is spliced from 2 exons. The record is from RefSeq and is a predicted model, not a curated record. Bases 1 to 669 code for a protein of 222 amino acids. NCBI's taxonomy places the organism in Eukaryota, Fungi, Ascomycota, Sordariomycetes, Hypocreales, Clavicipitaceae.